Messenger RNA from Rotaria sordida, 711 nucleotides. The record is from the annotation of a GenBank genome assembly. NCBI's taxonomy places the organism in Eukaryota, Metazoa, Rotifera, Eurotatoria, Philodinida, Philodinidae.
AUGCCGCGUAUUUCAAACUAUCUUCGAUUUUGUUUGUUAAUUCUUCCUAUUUUACUAUUAUUUAUUUUUUAUGAAUUAAUAUCGAAUAAAACAAAUAUUAAUAUUGAACCUAGAGAUAAUUAUAGUUAUUGUCUUCUUGAUGUUCAUCAAGCAUUAGAAUCAUUAUCGAUUCCAUGGUUUAUUACAUUUGGUAGUGCACUUAUGUAUUGGCGUUCAAAAAAUUUUAUUUCAACUGAUAUGGAUAUUGGAAUUUUUUAUAAAGAUUUAAAAGAAAAAUCUAUUAAUGAAAAAAAAUUUAUAUCAAUUAUGACAAAUAAAUUUCAUUUUAAAUAUCAUUAUCAUUAUGGUCGAAUAGAUCAUGGACAAGAAUGGAGAUUUUCAUGUCCAAUAACACAUAUUCCUAUUGAUAUAUUUGUUUAUUAUUCUUUAGAUGAAUUAAAUAAAACAUCUGAUUAUUGGGCAGCAACAUAUAAUGGUUUAUGUAAUAAAAUGAUUUAUAAAAAAUGUCGAUGGAAAUUUAAAAAAUUUCAUUUAAUAACAUUUAAAAUGUUUAAAAAAAAAUUUUAUAUUGUUCCAGUUGAAUUUAUUGAAGAACGAUAUGGAAAAAAUUAUACAACACCACAUAAAUAUGGUUAUUUUGAAUCAUUACAACUUUUACCAAAUUUAAUUCAAGAAUAUAAUAUUAAUACAACAAGUAGUAAACCAAAGUAA